Messenger RNA from Suillus bovinus, 1020 nucleotides. RefSeq names its product GAMM1 protein. Gene Ontology annotation, cellular component: cytoplasm; nucleus. The record is from RefSeq and is a predicted model, not a curated record. The coding region runs from base 1 to 1020 and encodes 339 amino acids. The transcript is spliced from 8 exons. NCBI's taxonomy places the organism in Eukaryota, Fungi, Basidiomycota, Agaricomycetes, Boletales, Suillaceae.
AUGUCACACACAGGACCCGCUACCAAAAAGCAGAGAAUGGAUGUCAAGACCAUAGGCACUCAUAAUGGCACCUUCCAUUGCGAUGAAGCACUGGCAGUUUUUCUUCUGCAUCAGACAGACACCUAUAAAGAUGCAAGCCUAAAACGCACCAGGGACCCAGCUGCCCUCGAUGAUUGCGACAUAGUAGUUGAUGUAGGAGCUAUAUACGAUGAAAGCAAACGCCGAUUCGAUCAUCAUCAACGUGGUUUUACUGAGGUGUUCGGUCAUGGCUUUAGCACCAAACUGUCAUCUGCAGGUCUUGUCUACAAGCAUUUUGGAAAGGAGGUUGUUGCCAGUGCGAUAGGGCUAGAACCGAGUGAUAAGAAGGUUGACAUAUUGUGGUUAAAAAUGUACAAGGAGUUUAUCGAGGCUCUGGAUGCAAUUGACAAUGGGAUCUCGCAAUACUCCUCCCAAGAACAACCGAAAUAUCGCAAUCGGACCGAUCUGUCGAGUAGAGUCGGAUGGCUUAAUCCUCGCUGGAACGAGUCUACGGAGUCUCAGAAAGUGGAUGCCCUGUUCUUGAAAGCAUCGCAACUGACCGGGGAUGAGUUCCUUGGUAGGCUUGACUACUAUGCCAAUGCAUGGUUGCCUGCGCGAGAUUUGGUAUUGGCUGGGCUCUCAUCGCGCCAGAAUAUCGAUGCCAGCGGAAAGAUCAUAUUGUUUGAACAAUUUGCUCCAUGGAAGGAGCAUUUAUUUGAACUUGAGGCUGAGCAGGGUGUCUCCGAAGAUGAACUUCCAUUUUAUGUGAUAUACCCUGACGAGACUGGGGGUAACUGGCGUAUUCAGGCAGUCCCUGUCUCUCCUGAGAGCUUUGACAGUCGAAAGGCGCUUCCGGAGAAGUGGAGAGGCGUGCGUGAUGAUGAGUUGUCAAAAGUAAGCGGUGUCGACGGAUGUAUAUUCGUGCAUGCAUCAGGGUUUAUUGGAGGGAACAAGACGAAAGAAGGCGCUUUGAACCUAGCAAAAUUGGCACUUAAGAUGUAA